UGACUUGUCUUUAGAUUGGUCCCUUGUCUAACUUGUCUAUCUGGUUGAAGCCAUUGCCACGAUCACAUAACUUCAAAAACAACAAAUAAUACUAGCUAAACCAGGAAAUAACACUGUAAAAUCCAAGCAAUUUACAGUUGAAAAAAGGGAGGAAAUUUGGUGCAUAUAUAUUACUAUAAUGUAUGGAAUCUAAAAGAUAUUAUAGCUUUUCCAAAGUUCCACCAUUUGUCAAAAGUUUGACAAUCUGCCACAAGUCCACCUUGAAAAAAAGAAAAGAAAAGUCAUCAUCAUCAUCUUCAUAAAAAUCAAGAUUCCUUCUUUUUGAUAUCUUUGGAAUGAUGGUUGCAGUUUUGUGUUGAGUAGAGGAUAAGAAGAAAGCACUUUAAUUUGUGGGUAAAAAUUGAUGGGGAAUUGUUUUGGAUCAGAGAUUUGUGACCCUAAUACCCUUAGCAAAGACCCUAGCUACUCAACUAGACCUUCCACACCAGAUUCAAAGAACUACAGCAGUGGUGUUGGAUUUUCGACUAGCAGCAGUACUGGGCAUAGCCGUUUUUCAGUGGCUGCAAGUGACGACUCAUGUUUGAGUGGUGGAGAAAUAUUGCCUACUCCUAAUUUGAAAACAUAUAGUUUUUCUGAUCUCAAGUCUGCCACAAGAAAUUUCAAGCCUGACACGGUUUUGGGGGUGGGCGGUUUUGGGACGGUAUUCAAAGGAUGGGUCGAUGAGAAGACGUUUGCUCCAGCUAAAGUUGGCACUGGAAUGGUUGUUGCCAUCAAGAAGUUGAACUCAGAGAGCAUGCAGGGAUUCGAAGAGUGGCAGGCGGAAGUGAAUUUCUUAGGAAGGCUUUCACACCCGAACCUUGUUAAAUUGCUGGGAUAUUGUUUGGAAGACAAGGAACUGUUACUUGUAUAUGAAUUCAUGCCAAAAGGAAGCUUGGAAAACCAUCUUUUCAGAAGGAGUACAGCUAUUGAACCACUUUCUUGGGAGUUGCGGCUCAAAAUUGCCAUAGGAGCAGCACGAGGCUUAGCUUUCCUACAUUCUUCAGAAAAGCAAAUCAUUUACAGAGAUUUCAAGGCCUCCAAUAUACUGCUUGAUGGGAGUUUUCAUGCAAAGCUAUCAGAUUUUGGCUUAGCUAAAGUGGGGCCGUCAGCUGGGAACUCACAUGUGACAACUCGUGUUAUGGGCACAUAUGGUUAUGCUGCUCCUGAAUACAUUGCAACAGGUCAUCUAUAUGUAAAAAGUGAUGUGUAUGGAUUUGGUGUCGUCGUGCUUGAGCUUUUAACAGGCUUACGAGCACUUGACACAAAACGACCUAGCGGACAGCAUAAUUUGGUGGACUGGGCGAAACCGAUGCUUUCUCACAAAAGGAAGCUGAAGUCCAUUAUGGACGCCCGAAUGGAAGGCCAAUAUAGUUCAAAAGCAGCAACGCUUAUCGCUCAGCUUACUAUAAAAUGCCUGGAAGGAGAACCUAAGAAGAGGCCUUCUAUGAAAGAAGUAGUGGAAGUGUUGGAACAAGUUGAAUCCAUAAAGGAGAAACCAAAAGCUUCCAAAAGAAAAUCCGAGCCUUCAUCUCAUCGAUACAAGCAAUCGCCGAGAAGUCAUCAUCCUUCACCACGUGGUGCAAGCCCCCAUGGAUUCGGAGGCGGAUCUGGAAGAUGACAUGUACAACUGGAAAGGCAAAUAAUGGGAGCUGAAGAAAAAUGAGUUUGUUUAUAGAUUUAAUUGUAUUGAAUUUGUUGUAAUCCAAUUUGGUUAAUCAUUAUUUUGGAUAACAAAUUUUGUAUUGUCUGUCACCUCUGCAUUCCAUGGGAAUGAAUGUACUACCAUUGGUUAAACGUAUAAGAAUACUGAUUUCAUUUGUGGAAGGUAUGACUACAGUUAAAAUUAACAGACAGUUCUACGUGGUGAAA
This is a messenger RNA of Lycium ferocissimum, 1908 nucleotides long. Its product is annotated as probable serine/threonine-protein kinase PIX13. Gene Ontology annotation, biological process: protein phosphorylation. Lineage: Eukaryota; Viridiplantae; Streptophyta; Magnoliopsida; Solanales; Solanaceae. The record is from RefSeq and is a predicted model, not a curated record. Bases 404 to 1657 code for a protein of 417 amino acids. The transcript is spliced from 6 exons. Gene Ontology annotation, molecular function: protein kinase activity; ATP binding.